ACAGGGCUCCGCUGUACGAGUACAAUAGUCUACUAGUACGAGCACUCGAGAACCGUACUCAGUACUAUGGACUGCCGUGCCUACCCUAACAACGAACCCGAGACAUUCACUACCUGUCAACUUGGGUGUUAGUUUAAGUUAUCCCGCGAGGAGAAAGGGAAUUGGGGGGGUCACAUCUCUCGUUUCCUUGCCCGCAAUCAAAUUACUACCACCGUUUACCGCCGUUCGGUCGACACACCCUUUGCGCAGUAUCGGGUACUAUAUAGAGUUUUCUCUUAUUUUUCUCCUCCUCUUGUUUCUUCUCUUUCCUCAGCUUUGUCCUGUUCUGGUGUGGGGGAGGGGAACUUCCGGUUGGGCUUGGCUUUUAGAAUCUCAAUCACAGGAACGAGCUUUGGAUUAGACACGCUCUUGUUCCCUUACCAGCUAUGGAUCCGUUUACUUUUGCGAGCUCGAGGUCGCUGGGGACGAAUGUUGAAGUGAGGAUGUGAGGGGCCUUUCCUAUGUUCCCGUAGCUAGGCCCGUGGCUGGCCCUGCCGAUGCUGAUGGUGGUGACGAUGGCUAUAGUGAUUCACUUGAAGGACAACGGUUCUCCCUAGCUUAUACGACACUUAUGGCGGACCCUAGUUUAAAGCACGUUGGGUCGAAUACGGCGUAUGUAUUCCCCUCUCCCUUCUUUUCCAUGCUAUUCCUGAGGGAUGAAGGGGUGGGGUGAGCUGAUGGGAUAAAGGCCGUAUUCGGAUAUGUAUGUUACUGCGCAGCUGUUUGCUGAUAGCAAACCGUUAGCGGUUCCGGUACAAACCUCUUACAAAGCGUUUAAGAAUCAGAGAUUGCAAGUGCUACUAAGUGCUACUCUUUUCUCUUGGAUGGGAUCUCCCGGGUCGGGGCUAAUAUGGGGGAAUGGGUAUAGGUGGUCAGAAUGGCUCACGGUGCCGGUGAAGUAUUGCGAUUUACCUUUGUCGUCACAGCUCGCCAUCACAUUAUGGGAUUUGGCUGGCCCAGGCAGGCCCGUGCCGUUUGGGGGGACUACGGUGGCUUUGUUCGAGAAGGAUAAGUACGUUCUGGGUCAAUAUUGCAGGCCUUUGCCUUUGCCUAAUGCCGUUCAAAUUACAGUAACCUCAAGAAAGGCCGACAGAAGUGUAAGGUCUGGCUUGGAGUUGAAGCCGAUGGCCUGAGUGACACUACUACCCCAAGCACUAUUGAAUCGCAUAGUGAGAUGGACCGUCUCGAGAAGGUAGGUCCCCCUAUCGUUGUUCGGGCAUAACAGACAGACAAGCGCUAACCGCUGGGAUAGCUCUUCAAGAAACAUGAGCUUAAGGAGCUCCCCCGAAUAGACUGGCUGGAUAACCUAGCGUUUCGCCAAAUAGAAAGAAUCAACAAGGAAGCUACAACUGAGAAUAAGAACGACCAUUACCUCUUCAUCGACUUUCCCAGGUUUGAUUUUCCGAUUGUCUUUGCCGACUUUGAAUACUUGAAUAAUAAUCGCCGGGAUCCAUCGAAUCUUUCGCCCACAACUUCCACAGUCCCUUCCUCCUCGGCCCCGCAGCGUUCGGGUCAGGCUGCCGGCCUUGGGAGCGGGAGUGGGUCAAGCUCUGAUAGGAUGAUAAUGCCGGUUUACGACCCUGAGAACCCUCGGGAUAAUCCGGCAGAGUCUAAGCAUCGGAGGCUUGUCCGGUCUCACAGGAAUGGCCCUCUUGAUAGGGACUUGAAGCCGAAUGCUAAAAUCCGUGAUGAGCUUAACGAGAUACUGAAUUAUAGCCCGACGCACGACCUUGCUGGUGCGGAGAAGGACUUGCUGUGGAAGUUCAGAUUCUACCUUACGAGGGACAAGAGGGGGCUCACCAAGUUUCUCAAGAGCGUGGCUUGGGGGGAUCCGGCGGAGAGUAAGCAGGCUGCCCAAUUGUUACCCAAAUGGACCGAGAUUGACGUUGAUGAUGCCCUCGAGCUUCUGGGUCCUGGAUUUGAUAAUCCUGCUGUUAGAGCGUAUGCAGUGGAUCGGCUGAGGAAGGCUGAUGAUAACGUAUGCUCCCUUAUGCCUCCUUGCCCUUUUGUGUCCGUCUCACGCAUAUUCUAGGAUUUGCAAUUAUAUCUUCUGCAGCUGGUACAAGCGCUCAAAUUCGAGAAGAUCAGAACAGAGACAGGACCAGAUGCGGCUGCAGACUCGAGUCUAGUGAACUUCCUGAUUUCGAGAGCUUGCAUGAACGAGACCUUGGGCAACUUUUUCUACUGGUAUCUCAUGGUUGAGACGGAGGAUACCAAUCAGGAGUACAAGAAGCUGUUCAGCAAAGUUGCAUACCAGUUCCAGGUUGCACUGACUAGAAUGCCGGAUGGUGAUAAAAAGCGGGCGAUCCUGAAACGACAGGCAGAAUUUGUUUUCGGGAUUGGUGAAAUAUCAAAGGAGAUACAAAGCAACAAAGAUAACCGGCCCAAGAAAGUUGAGCGCCUGAAACAUGCGUUGUCCGAUCCCAAGAAUGAAUUGCUCUCUUUUGAGCCAGUUCCUUUGCCUUUAGAUCCUAGUGUUACGGUUGUUGGGUGUUUUCCGGGUAUCAUAUUCAUUUCCGCCUCCAGGUCGCGUGAAUCCUUGCUAACCUUACUUCCAAGAGUCUUCCAAUGUCUUUAAGUCGUCACUAUUCCCACUUCUCAUACAUCUGAAGACGGAUAAGGGCGAGAGAUAUCCUAUAAUUUUCAAGACCGGUGACGACCUUCGUCAGGACCAAUUGGUCAUCCAGAUUGUAACUUUGAUGGACAAUCUUCUAAGGAAGGAAAAUCUAGAUCUGAAGCUUACACCCUAUCGAAUUCUUGCCACUAGCGCAUUUACUGGUGUUGUGCAGUUCGUCGACUCCUUGAGUCUUGCGAGUAUCGAGCGAGGUGUAAGCCUUGUGGCUGGAAUCCUACCAUACCUAAGGUCGAACAAUCCCGACCCCAUGCAGGAAUAUGGAGUGAGGGCUGAGGUGAUGGAUACGUAUGUCAAGAGCUGUGCUGGGUAUUGCGUAAUUACGUAUAUUCUGGGUGUUGGCGAUCGACAUUUAGAUAAUCUUCUAUUGACACCUGAUGGUAUACUACUCUCUCUCUCCCGUCCCGUCUUCAUUUCUUAUUUCUUAUGGAAUGUUGUACAAACGAUGUGAUAGGCCACUUCUUCCACGCCGACUUUGGCUUCAUCCUCGGCCGAGAUCCAAAACCCUUUGCCCCCGCCAUGAAACUUUGCAAAGAAAUGGUGGACGGGAUGGGUGGUGCGAAUUCCCGGCACUACAACGAUUUCAAAAAUUACUGCUACACGGCGUACACCACGCUGCGCAAGUCCUCGAACCUGAUACUCAAUUUGUUCGCACUGAUGGUCGACGCCAAUAUUCCGGACAUCCGAUUGGAGCCUGAUAAGGCAGUGCUGAAGGUUAAGGAUAGGUUUUGUCUGGAGAUGACGGAGGAGGAUGCCAUCAAGCAUUUUAGGAUUCUGAUCGACGAUAGCAUGAACAGUGUUUUACCAGUGCUGAUUGAUAGGAUGCAUGGGCUUGCGCAGAAGUGGAGGAAGUAAUUUGGAGGGGAGUUGGUCAGGAGAUGUUCCGGGCGUCGGCCUGUCUAUCCCCUUGUACGAUAUAAAUUCUCUCCGCCAAGCGUUUUCAGUCUGUGGACAGCUUGGGAGGCGGGAGGGAAAUACAAUAGUGCAAUGAUAUAUCUGGUAUUACAAACUAGGUUUAUGGUUCAGAAAAAAGAAGGUUGCCAUCUAGCAAGUAAAAUGAGAUAAAAGGGAAAAUCCCGUAAAGACCCAACCAAAGUAUUUAUCUAUCCAUCCAUCCACGUCCGACCCCGAACUGUGACUCUAAACCUCCUUCCCAACAGCGAUCUCCACCUCCCCUUCACUCUUGAACAAAAAUGGAUCCUCCGCCGUGCCCUCCACUCCGGCAGGGAUGUACUUCCUGACAUACCUUUCCACCCACUCCUUCGGAAUUCCUACAGCAUCCCUAAACCCAUUAUUAAUCCUGGUAAUAUACUCCUCUUUAGGAAGCCCAUCUCUAGUUCUUAUCGUGUCCAUGUAGACCAACACAUCCUCCAACACUCUCUCCUCCCCCUUCCCCUGUUCUCCCUCUCCGCCUCCGGGGGAGGAGGAGCAAGUGGAAGUGGAGGGGAGGAGUUUAACCGGGUGUUUAACCCGCUGAUACCAAUACGGCACUCCCUCACUCAGGUCCAAUUGCGCCUCGUCGGAUUCACUAAGUGUAUAGACAACACCGUAUGCAUCGUGGUCGUCGUUGGCAGUGGUGGUUGGGACCAGGUUUGCGUAGCCGCGGGUGUUAAUGUGCCAGCGGUGGUGGGGGAGCAGUGCUGUGCCGAUUAACGUGUGCCCCGGGCAGCGGCGGUGCAUCUGUGUCUGCCAGAGGUUCGAGCCAUAAGCAAAGUAGUAGGUUGGGGGUUUGGUGGUUGUCAUUUUUUUUUUUUGGUUUGGGUUGGGUUGGGAAGUGGAAGCUUUCUUUCGGUGGUGGUGGUGAGGGAUGGAAGCAGGGGGGUGGAAGGGAU
Molecule: messenger RNA, 4503 nt
Organism: Tuber aestivum (summer truffle)
Lineage: Eukaryota; Fungi; Ascomycota; Pezizomycetes; Pezizales; Tuberaceae
Source: the annotation of a GenBank genome assembly